AUGGUGAUGAGGAAGCUCCAGUUAACCUGGGCCUUCACCUUCUGGUCCGUGCUGAAUGCAUCUCGCGUAACAGUGGGCAAAGAGGGAAGCUCGCUGGAGCGCGGCGAAGCAGGGCACGGCGCCUCAGGAGCAGCGGUACUCGCACUGCCCCCACCGACACUACAGGAAUGGCUGGACACUCUGACGCUGCAACAUGCUCAAGCGAGGGCCGAUGCUGCGAAUGAACUUGGUAACUUGGGCAAAGAGGCUGCAGAGGCCAUUCCCAAGCUCACCCAGCUCUUGCAAGACGAUCGUGAAGUGGCAGGUGACAUGUGUGUUCGAGAUGCUGCAGUCAGAGCCCUUGGACACAUCGGCAGUGCGGCGGCAUCGUCUGUGCCAGAGAUUCUCAAGCAGCUGCGGCGCCGAAGCACCAGCAGCUUUCGGGAACCAGUUGCAUUUGCCUUAGCAAAUAUCGGCCAAGAAGCCCCCGAAGCUGUCUUGCCCAGCGUGCUGGAGGCAUUGCAAGCUUCGGAGUGGUACGUUCGCUGGGUCGCUGCCAGCGCUUGUGGCCUGCUGGGCGAGAAGGCAGCUGCAUUUGUGCCAUGGCUCCGUCAACUUGCCAAAUAUGAUUCCGAGGAGAAGGUUCGCACUGUGGCUUCGCAAAGCUUGAGCGACAUGAGCAAAGUCAUCACUCUGCCAACGCCAAAUAUGACCGACUGGCAGUUGCAACUUGAUAGCACUAGCUCUCAAGCGAGGGCCGAUGCUGCGAAUGAACUUGGUAACUUGGGCAAAGAGGCUGCAGAGGCCAUUCCCAAGCUCACCCAGCUCUUGCAAGACGAUCGUGAAGUGGCAGGUGACAUGUGUGUUCGAGAUGCUGCAGUCAGAGCCCUUGGACACAUCGGCAGUGCGGCGGCAUCGUCUGUGCCAGAGAUUCUCAAGCAGCUGCGGCGCCGAAGCACCAGCAGCUUUCGGGAACCAGUUGCAUUUGCCUUGGCGAAUGUAGGCCAAGAAGCCCCCGAAGCAGUCUUGCCCAGCGUGCUGGAGGCAUUGCAAGCUUCGGAGUGGUACGUUCGCUGGGUCGCUGCCAGCGCUUGUGGCCUGUUGGGCGAGAAGGCAGCUGCAUUUGUGCCAAGGCUACGCCAACUUGCCAAGUACGAUUCCGAGCCGAAGGUUCGCACAGUGGCUUCGCAAAGCUUGAGCGACAUGAGCAAAGUCAUCACUCUGCCAGCGCCAAAACCGGCCGAAUGGCACGAGUAUCUUGAUGGCAGUAGCUCUCAAGCGAGGGCCGAUGCUGCCAAUGAGCUUGGCAAGUUGGCAAAGUUGGGCAAAGAGGGUGCAAAAUUGGUUAAGUUGGGCAAUGAGGCCGCAAAAGCUAUUCCCAAGCUCACCCAGCUAUUGCAAGACGAUCGUGACGUGGCAGGUGACAUGUGUGUUCGAGAUGCUGCAGUCAGAGCCCUUGGACACAUGGGCAGUGCGGCGGCAUCGUCUGUGCCAGAGAUUCUCAAGCAGCUGCGGCGCCGAAGCACCAGCAGCUUUCGGGAACCAGUUGCAUUUGCCUUAGCAAAUAUCGGCCAAGAAGCCCCCGAAGCUGUCUUGCCCAGCGUGCUGGAGGCAUUGCAAGCUUCGGAGUGGUACGUUCGCUGGGUCGCUGCCAGCGCUUGUGGCCUGCUGGGCGAGAAGGCAGCUGCAUUUGUGCCAAGGCUACGCCAACUUGCCAAAUAUGAUUCCGAGGAGAAGGUUCGCACUGUGGCUUCGCAAAGCUUGAGCGACAUGAGCAAAGUCAUCACUCUGCCAACGCCAAAUAUGACCGACUGGCAGUUGCAACUUGAUAGCACUAGCUCUCAAGCGAGGGCCGAUGCUGCGAAUGAACUUGGUAAGUGGGGCAAACAGGCUGCAGAGGCCAUUCCCAAGCUCACCCAGCUCUUGCAAGACGAUCGUGAAGUAGCAGGUGACAUGUGUGUUCGAGAUGCUGCAGUCAGAGCCCUUGGACACAUCGGCAGUGCGGCGGCAUCGUCUGUGCCAGAGAUUCUCAAGCAGCUGCGGCGCCGAAGCACCAGCAGCUUUCGGGAACCAGUUGCAUUUGCCUUGGCGAAUAUGGGCCAACAAGCCCCCGAAGCAGUCUUGCCCAGCCUGCUGGAGGCAUUGCAAGCUUCGGAGUGGUACGUUCGCUGGGUCGCUGCCAGCGCUUGUGGCCUGCUGGGCGAGAAGGCAGCUGCAUUUGUGCCAAGGCUACGCCAACUUGCCAAAUAUGAUUCCGAGGAGAAGGUUCGCACAGUGGCUUCGCAAAGCUUGAGCGACAUGAGCAAAGUCAUCACUCUGCCAAUGCCAAAUAUGGCCGACUGGCAGUUGCAACUUGAUGGCACUAGCUCUCAAGCGAGGGCCGAUGCUGCGAAUGAACUUGGUAAGUGGGGCAAACAGGCUGCAGAGGCCAUUCCCAAGCUCACCCAGCUCUUGCAAGACGAUCGUGAAGUGGCAGGUGAAAUGUGUGUUCGAGAUGCUGCAGUCAGAGCCCUUGGACACAUCGGCAGUGCGGCGGCAUCGUCUGUGCCAGAGAUUCUCAAGCAGCUGCGGCGCCGAAGCACCAGCAGCUUUCGGGAACCAGUUGCAUUUGCCUUGGCGAGUAUGGGCCAACAAGCCCCCGAAGCAGUCUUGCCCAGCGUGCUGGAGGCAUUGCAAGCUUCGGAGUGGUACGUUCGCUGGGUCGCUGCCAGCGCUUGUGGCCUGCUGGGCGAGAAGGCAGCUGGAUUUGUGCCGCAGCUACGCCAACUUGCCAAGUACGAUUCCGAGCCGAAGGUUCGCACUGUGGCGUCGCAGAGCUUGAGCGACAUGAGCAAAGUCAUGACUCUGCCAAUGCCAAAUAUGACCGACUGGCAGUUGCAACUUGAUGGCACUAGCUCUCAAGCGAGGGCCGAUGCUGCGAAUGAACUUGGUAAGUGGGGCAAACAGGCUGCAGAGGCCAUUCCCAAGCUCACCCAGCUAUUGCAAGACGAUCGUGACGUGGCAGGUGACAUGUGUGUUCGAGAUGCUGCAGUCAGAGCCCUUGGACACAUGGGCAGUGCGGCGGCAUCGUCUGUGCCAGAGAUUCUCAAGCAGCUGCGGCGCCGAAGCACCAGCAGCUUUCGGGAACCAGUUGCAUUUGCCUUAGCAAAUAUCGGCCAAGAAGCCCCCGAAGCUGUCUUGCCCAGCGUGCUGGAGGCAUUGCAAGCUUCGGAGUGGUACGUUCGCUGGGUCGCUGCCAGCGCUUGUGGCCUGCUGGGCGAGAAGGCAGCUGCAUUUGUGCCAAGGCUACGCCAACUUGCCAAAUAUGAUUCCGAGGAGAAGGUUCGCACUGUGGCUUCGCAAAGCUUGAGCGACAUGAGCAAAGUCAUCACUCUGCCAAUGCCAAAUAUGACCGACUGGCAGUUGCAACUUGAUGGCACUAGCUCUCAAGCGAGGGCCGAUGCUGCGAAUGAACUUGGUAAGUGGGGCAAACAGGCUGCAGAGGCCAUUCCCAAGCUCACCCAGCUCUUGCAAGACGAUCGUGAAGUGGCAGGUGACAUGUGUGUUCGAGAUGCUGCAGUCAGAGCCCUUGGACACAUCGGCAGUGCGGCGGCAUCGUCUGUGCCAGAGAUUCUCAAGCAGCUGCGGCGCCGAAGCACCAGCAGCUUUCGGGAACCAGUUGCAUUUGCCUUGGCGAAUAUGGGCCAACAAGCCCCCGAAGCAGUCUUGCCCAGCGUGCUGGAGGCAUUGCAAGCUUCGGAGUGGUACGUUCGCUGGGUCGCUGCCAGCGCUUGUGGCCUGCUGGGCGAGAAGGCAGCUGCAUUUGUGCCAUGGCUCCGUCAACUUGCCAAAUAUGAUUCCGAGGAGAAGGUUCGCACUGUGGCUUCGCAAAGCUUGAGCGACAUGAGCAAAGUCAUCACUCUGCCAACGCCAAAUAUGACCGACUGGCAGUUGCAACUUGAUAGCACUAGCUCUCAAGCGAGGGCCGAUGCUGCGAAUGAACUUGGUAACUUGGGCAAAGAGGCUGCAGAGGCCAUUCCCAAGCUCACCCAGCUCUUGCAAGACGAUCGUGAAGUGGCAGGUGACAUGUGUGUUCGAGAUGCUGCAGUCAGAGCCCUUGGACACAUCGGCAGUGCGGCGGCAUCGUCUGUGCCAGAGAUUCUCAAGCAGCUGCGGCGCCGAAGCACCAGCAGCUUUCGGGAACCAGUUGCAUUUGCCUUGGCGAAUAUGGGCCAACAAGCCCCCGAGGCAGUCUUGCCCAGCGUGCUGGAGGCAUUGCAAGCUUCGGAGUGGUACGUUCGCUGGGUCGCUGCCAGCGCUUGUGAUAUGCUGGGCGAGAAGGCAGCUGCAUUUGUGCCGCAGCUACGCCAACUUGCCAAAUAUGAUUCCGAGGAGAAGGUUCGCACAGUGGCUUCGCAAAGCUUGAGCGACAUGAGCAAAGUCAUCACGCUGCCAACGCCAAAUAUGACCGACUGGCAGUUGCAACUUGAUAGCACUAGCUCUCAAGCGAGGGCCGAUGCUGCGAAUGAACUUGGUAAGUGGGGCAAACAGGCUGCAGAGGCCAUUCCCAAGCUCACCCAGCUCUUGCACGACGAUCGUGAAGUGGCAGGUGACAUGUGUGUUCGAGAUGCUGCAGUCAGAGCCCUUGGACACAUCGGCAGUGCGGCGGCAUCGUCUGUGCCAGAGAUUCUCAAGCAGCUGCGGCGCCGAAGCACCAGCAGCUUUCGGGAACCAGUUGCAUUUGCCUUGGCGAAUAUGGGCCAACAAGCCCCCGAAGCAGUCUUGCCCAGCGUGCUGGAGGCAUUGCAAGCUUCGGAGUGGUACGUUCGCUGGGUCGCUGCCAGCGCUUGUGGCCUGCUGGGCGAGAAGGCAGUUGCAUUUGUGCCACAGCUACGCCAACUUGCCAAGUACGAUUCCGAGCCGAAGGUUCGCACUGUGGCAGAGAAGGCCCUGGACUCAAUCGAUAAGGCCGGUUUUCCUGCCCUCCCUAUCCUCUCCAAGCAAGUGAGCUGA
Messenger RNA from Symbiodinium sp. CCMP2592, 4971 nucleotides. The record is from the annotation of a GenBank genome assembly. Lineage: Eukaryota; Dinophyceae; Suessiales; Symbiodiniaceae.